Molecule: messenger RNA, 3150 nt
Organism: Cyprinodon variegatus (sheepshead minnow)
Lineage: Eukaryota; Metazoa; Chordata; Actinopteri; Cyprinodontiformes; Cyprinodontidae
Product: keratinocyte-associated protein 3-like
Exons: 6
Coding region: 61-1140 (359 amino acids)
Source: RefSeq, a predicted model, not a curated record
CUGGUUCCAGUCACUCAGGAUCCGCAGUCAGACAAGCCGCAUGGUGACCUAACAGCAGAGAUGGGCUGUGCAGGAAUGUGUUGUGACAACCUGGAGGAACCCCUAACCCUGAUGAAGAUGGGUCUGAGCGUGAUCCUGGUCGGCCAUGUUAACUUCCUGCUGGGAGCUCUGGUGCACGGCAUCGUGCUCAGGCACAUCAACCUGCACGAGAAGGCCCGAGGCAUGGGCUACGCCAUCUCCAAUGUGGUCACUCUUAUCUCAGGGAUGUUGGGCGUCAUCGUGGGGAUUCUAGCUAUCGUCCUGUCGAAAAACAAGAAGAGCAAACGCCUGACAUGGUCCUUGUUCUCCAUCAGUCUGGUUUCAUCACUGGUGGCAGGAGGUACGGCCGUUGGACUCUUGGUGUCAGUAGUGAAGGCGGUCAUUAACGGCGGGCGGAUGCUCCUGACUCACUGCCGCUUCCCCGACGCCAUCGACUACUCCAGCGUUACCAACGAGUGUCCCUUUGACCCCACCCGUGUCUAUAGCACCACUCUGAUCCUUUGGAUUGGUCUCAUUGUGUCCUGUAGCAUUCAGAUGGUGUUUUCUGCCCGUUGCCUCGCCGCCUGUGCUUCCUUCUUAGGACUUCCCGGUUGCCCCAAAAGAAUGAGGCGUAAAACCAUCACUAGACCGAUCGAGGUAAAACCAGCAAAAGAUGCCUCCCGGCCGCGCUAUAGUGAACCCCCAAGACGGCACCAUGACACUUCACGGGUGUAUGCUGAACCUCCAAGAAUCCAUAAUAUGCAGCCUCGACAUCAUACCGAGCAUACCAGACGCCAUGAUGAACGUUCUCAACUUCACAUCAACUCUCCUGUAAACCACAAUAAACCAACCAAACAUUAUACCGAGCCUCCAAGAACCAACAAGAAACCAUCAAGGCGCACUACCACGCCUCCACGACCGGAGCACCAAGCUCCUUCAAGACAUCUCCCUUACCACGGUCGGAGUACUCCCCACUCAGAAAGGGAGCCUCUUCGGCAAUCUCACAGCGAAUGGUCGGACAUAGAACGUCAAGAAACAAGGAGCAGCAGUCAACAAAGGGGACGGGAACCGCGCCAUGACCUGAGGAGGGGCACAUCCAACAGGUCCAGCUUUUGGAUAUAGUUCUUUAUAAAUUGCGCAUUGUCGUUUGUUGCUGCUGAAGCCUCCAAGGUGUCCAGGAUGAUGCAGAGAAGAAUCUCUUUACCCUAAGACUACAGCUUUUACUAGCCAUAGUGUCAGGGACUGUAGGCAUUAUGUUUUUAUUCUGCAAGUCAAGGAGUUUUUUCUGAAAUUCAGGACAUUGUGUGCUUGUGAAUGUUGGUGCUGAUCUUCCUGGUUAUAUUAGACAGAGAGCAUUAGAAAUGACUGUUUUACCUUUUAAUCUUAAAGCAUGGUGCCAUCCUACAGUAAAAAGGAGAAGCUGUUUGUUUUUUGGGGAGGUUUAGCCAUGAAAUGGAAGGUAUAAUACCUUUCUAUGUAUCACAGGCUCUGAGAAAAGGCCUGGAGGCCAAAUUAAGCUGUUCAACCACCCAGUUCUCUAUCAAUGGAGGAACAGACCAGCAAUGUUUUUGUUUUUAUUAUGGAAACCUUUACUGAUUUUACUUCAACUGCAUGAGCGUGAACAUAUGUUUAUUCAAACUGUACUGCCCUACCAUACCGAUACCAUUUGAAAAUGAUAGCUGAGCUGGACUCGACAAAGCUUAGCUUGACUAGAUAAACAUAAAGCUAGUUAGGUAAACGUUAUAUAUGUACUCUGCACAAUCAAUAAUUUAUUUAUUUUACUUAAGGUGGGAAGAAUCAGACUGAAGUUCUGUCCGGGGAGGACAUUUCAUAGGUCUCAAAGACUCAAAUGGAAACGGAGAUGGAAAAAACAGAAUGGGUGUUAAUGAUGAGCUGUAACAGCUCCUGUUCUUAAAGUUCUGGUACUAAAGUUUGAGGAAAUCCUUUUGUUUUAACCGAUUAUAUAAAGGCCAAAAUAAAAAGAAAAAUAUCCCCCAAAACUAAUCUGAAGCCUAUAAAUAGUGUUACAAAAGUUUGACUAAAGCGUAUAUGGACAAGGCUAGGCUAACUACUAAAGGUCAAAGUUCACAGAUUAGCCUCCUCAUAAAAAUGGACUCGAUAUUUAUUAUGACAAAUACUUUAAAGUUUCCGAACAUUCAUUAAAAGGCUAAAUGUGUGACUGUCCUUAUUUAAAAACAUAAGCAAAGUUGGUGAAGAAAAAAGAGGCUUUAAUAGAUGCUAAAGAGCAUGCUAGCUUCAUGUUAGCAGAAACAACAGAAUGAAUGCUGAGCCGUAAGAGCUCCUGUUCUUAAAGUUUUGGUACCAAAGUUUAAGAAAACAAAUCCUUUUGUUUUAACCGAUUAUAUAAAGGCCAAAAUAAAAAUAAAAAAUCCACCAAAACUAAUCUGAAGCUAUUAAUAGUAUAACAAAUGUUUGACUAAAGCAUAUAUGGACAACGCUUCGCUAACUGCUAAAUCAGAGUUCACAGAUUAGCUUCCUCAUAAAAAGGGGCUUAAAAUUUAUUGUGACAAGUAGUUUGAAGUUUCUCAACAUUAAUUAAAAGGCUAAAUGUGGGACUCUGUUCUCAAUUAAAAACAUAAGCAAGUUGGUGAAGAAAAAAGGGACUUUAAUGGAUGCUAAAGAGCAUGCUAGCUUCAUGUUAGCCGAAACAACAGAAUGGGUGUUAAUGAUGAGAUGUGAGAGCUCCUGUUCUUAAAGUUCUGAUACCAAAGUUUGAGGAAACAAAUCUGUUUGUUUUAACCGAUUAUAUAAAGGUCAAAAUAUCCACCAAAACUAAUCUGAAGCCUAUUAAUAGUUUUACAAAAGUUUGGCUAAAGCAUAUAUGGACAACGCUUUGCUUAGUGCUAUAGGUCAGAGUUCACAGAUGAGCAUACUCAUAAAAAUGGGCUCAAAACUUCUUAUGACAAAUAGUUUAAAGUUUCUGAACAUUCAUUAAAAUGCUAAAUGUGGGACUCUGUUUGAAAAACAAGCAAGUUUGUGAGGAAAAAAGAGGCUUUAAUCAUGCAUGCUAGCUUUAGCUAGUAGCAUUGUUAGAUUUUUUACAAAAACAGAAAAAUUUGUUCAAUCCCUCAGAACUUUAAGAACAAAACGGUAUCAUUCUUGUUCUUGGAA